UCCACAGUUCCUGCCAGGAGAAAGGAACAUUCUGAGGGGAGUCUACACCCUGUGGAGCUCAAAAUGGUCCUGAGUGGGGCGCUGUGCUUCCGAAUGAAGGACUCGGCAUUGAAGGUUCUUUAUCUGCAUAAUAACCAGCUUCUAGCUGGAGGGCUGCAUGCAGGGAAGGUCAUUAAAGGUGAAGAGAUCAGCGUGGUCCCCAAUCGGUGGCUGGAUGCCAGCCUGUCCCCCGUCAUCCUGGGCGUCCAGGGUGGAAGCCAGUGCCUGUCAUGUGGGGCGGGGCAGGAGCCGACUCUAACACUAGAGCCAGUGAACAUCAUGGAGCUCUAUCUUGGUGCCAAGGAAUCUAAGAGCUUCACCUUCUACCGGCGGGACAUGGGGCUCACCUCCAGCUUCGAGUCGGCCGCCUACCCGGGCUGGUUCCUGUGCACGGUGCCUGAAGUUGAUCAGCCUGUCAGACUCACCCAGCUUCCCGACAAUGCCGGCUGGAAUGCCCCCAUCACAGACUUCUACUUCCAGCAGUGUGACUAGGGCAAUAUGCCCCCCAGAACUCCCUGGGCAGACCAGCUCGGGUGAGGGAAGGAUCACAGACCCUGGGAUUGCAAGGCUUGGGAUCCAGUCUCUAAGAAGACUGCUGUACUGAUUGAAGAGUGUCCCCUGCAAAUUCACAUCCUUCUUGGAAUCUCGGUCUGUGAGCUUAUUUGGAGAUAAAGUCUCUGCAGAUGCAGUUAGUUAAGACGAGGUCAUGCUGGAUGAAGGUAAACCUAAAUUCAAUAUGACUGGUAUCCUUGUAUGAAAAGGAGAGGACACAGAGACACAGAGGAGAUGCAGGGAAGAAGACUAUGUAAAGACGAAGGCAGAGAUCGGAGUGAUGCGGCCACAAGCCAAGAAACACCAAGGAUUGUGGCAACCAUCAGAAGCUUGGAAGAGGCAAAGAAGAAUUCUUCCUUAGAGCUUUUAGAGGGAUCACGGCUCUGCUGAAACCUUAAUCUCAGACUUCUAGCCUCCUGAAUGAAGAAAGAAUAAAUUUCGACUGUUUUAAGCCACCAAGGAUAGUUGGUUUUGGCAGCUCUCGAAAAUGAAUACAGCUGCUAAAAUGAUCCCUGUCUCCUCGUGUUCACAUUCUGUGUGUAUCCCCUCCCACAAUGUACCAGAGUUGUCUUCGUGACUAAUAGAAUAUGGCAGAAGUGAUGGCCUGCCACUUCCAAGAUUAGGUUAUAAAAGACACUGCAGCUUCUACUUGCGCUCUCUCUCUCUGCCACCCACUGCCCCCAAGUCUAUCUUGGCUCACUCGCUCUGGGGGAAGCUAGCUGCCGUGCUAUGAGUAGGCCUGUAAAGAGACUUAUGUGGUAAAAAAUGAAGUCUCCUGCCCACAGCCACAUGAGUGAACCUAGAAGCAGAGACUCUGUGAGAUAAUCAAAGUUCGUUGUUCUAAGUUGCUCAGUUUUGGUCUAAUGUGUUAUGCAGCAACAGAUAACUAAUAUGCAGAGAAAGAGAAA
This is a messenger RNA of Cercocebus atys (sooty mangabey), 1499 nucleotides long. RefSeq names its product interleukin 36 receptor antagonist (gene IL36RN). Gene Ontology annotation, biological process: cellular response to lipopolysaccharide; inflammatory response to antigenic stimulus. Lineage: Eukaryota; Metazoa; Chordata; Mammalia; Primates; Cercopithecidae. Gene Ontology annotation, molecular function: cytokine activity; interleukin-1 receptor binding. Bases 64 to 531 code for a protein of 155 amino acids. The transcript has 6 exons. The record is from RefSeq and is a predicted model, not a curated record.